CUUUCCCGGCCCCGCCUCGCCGCGCCGCUCGCCGCCGGGCUAUCACUGACGUGUCUCUCGGCUCAGGAAACCUGCUCCGCCGCUCGCGGCGUCGCCUCACUCGAAGUGGAGCGCAGUCGGAGCAGGACGUGGAUUUGGAUCACCCGCCGCCAUGGCGAUCAAAUUUCUGGAAGUCAUCAAGCCAUUCUGUGUCAUCUUGCCGGAAAUUCAGAAGCCAGAGAGAAAGAUUCAGUUUAAGGAGAAAGUGUUGUGGACAGCCAUCACCCUCUUCAUCUUCCUAGUAUGCUGCCAGAUUCCCCUGUUUGGCAUUAUGUCUUCAGACUCAGCCGACCCUUUCUACUGGAUGCGAGUGAUUUUGGCCUCUAACAGAGGUACCUUGAUGGAGCUGGGCAUCUCUCCUAUUGUUACCUCUGGCCUUAUCAUGCAGCUCUUAGCUGGUGCCAAGAUAAUUGAAGUUGGGGACACCCCAAAAGACCGAGCUCUCUUCAAUGGAGCCCAGAAGUUGUUUGGAAUGAUCAUUACUAUCGGUCAGUCCAUUGUGUAUGUGAUGACGGGCAUGUACGGGGACCCUUCAGAGAUGGGUGCUGGAAUCUGCCUGCUGAUCACCAUUCAGCUCUUUGUUGCUGGCUUAAUUGUCCUACUUUUGGAUGAACUCCUGCAGAAAGGGUACGGCUUGGGCUCUGGCAUCUCUCUUUUCAUUGCUACCAAUAUCUGUGAGACUAUUGUUUGGAAGGCAUUCAGCCCCACCACUGUCAACACUGGCCGAGGGAUGGAAUUCGAAGGUGCCAUCAUUGCACUCUUCCACCUGCUGGCUACCCGCACAGACAAGGUCCGAGCCCUCCGAGAGGCAUUCUACCGCCAGAAUCUCCCUAACCUCAUGAACCUGAUUGCCACCAUCUUCGUCUUUGCUGUUGUCAUCUAUUUCCAGGGCUUCCGAGUGGACCUUCCAAUCAAGUCGGCGCGUUACCGAGGCCAGUACAACACCUAUCCCAUCAAGCUCUUCUACACCUCGAACAUUCCCAUCAUCCUGCAGUCCGCUCUGGUGUCCAACCUGUAUGUCAUCUCCCAGAUGCUAUCAGCACGCUUCAGUGGCAACCUGCUGGUUAGCCUACUAGGCACCUGGUCGGACACGUCAUCUGGAGGCCCUGCCCGUGCUUAUCCAGUCGGUGGCCUGUGUUACUACCUGUCUCCUCCGGAAUCAUUCGGUUCAGUGCUGGAGGACCCUGUCCAUGCGGUCGUGUACAUUGUAUUCAUGCUGGGCUCUUGUGCAUUCUUUUCCAAAACAUGGAUCGAAGUUUCGGGUUCUUCUGCCAAAGAUGUUGCAAAGCAGCUGAAGGAGCAGCAGAUGGUAAUGAGGGGCCACAGGGAGACUUCCAUGGUACAUGAGCUCAACCGGUAUAUCCCCACAGCUGCGGCCUUUGGUGGGCUUUGCAUUGGGGCCCUCUCCGUCCUGGCUGACUUCCUGGGUGCUAUAGGAUCUGGAACUGGGAUCCUGCUGGCAGUCACCAUCAUCUACCAGUACUUCGAGAUCUUCGUCAAGGAGCAGAGUGAGGUGGGCAGCAUGGGAGCCCUCCUCUUCUAAGCCUGUGUGCCCAUGGACCAGGGUGAGGGCACAGGCUCCAGAAGCACCCAGGAAGGAUGCUCUUACCACUCUGGAGCAUGCUACUGUGGCAUAGGGACUUUAAAGAUUUUUGGUUUUUUGGUUUUUUUUUUUCGUUUGUUUUUGUUUUUUGUUUUUUGUUUUUUUUUUUUCUUCAUAGCUUUCAUUCCACUGUGUAAAGUGCUAGGAAAUUUCCAGUCUGAAAUUUUGCUUUUUAUUCUGGCAUUGGCAAAAAACCAAUGGAAGUGACUUGUUAGCUGAUGGCCAGAGGGUGGUAAUAACCAAUUGUCCCCAAAUAUCCAAUGUAAUUUUUUUUUUAACUCUUGCACUUCUCAGUGCCUGGCAGCUGCAAGGGUCUCAACUGCUCCUGGGCAGUCUGUGGCCCUGGUUGAAGGAAGCACAAACUAGGAGAUGUCUGCAUCUCAUCUGGGCAUGCAGAUGGGCGAGGAUCUGCCUGUCUGCCAUUGCCAGCAAGCAGGGAUUGCAGGCAUUACCUGGAGCCUAGCCAAGCUAGGUAGAUGGGCUUGUGUAAAGGGCCCUCAGGCUUGCUCUCCCCAGUUCCCACUAGAAGGGGCACUCCUGUGGUGGCCACCUCUGUCUUCCUACUGAGAACUUCCUGUUCCAGGUUUUAGAAUUUUCUUAUUGUUGUUAGGACCAAAUAUAGACUGGCUCAAGAUCUAUAAGAAAAUCACACCAGGGUUUGGAGAUCUCUUAGGGAAGUUGCUUAGAAUCUUGUCUGGAGUUAAGGUUUGGGGGGUAACAGGUAACAUGGGGCUGGUUUAGGAGAUGUAGGCCUAUAGGAGAGGCCCCUCUCAAGACAGAUACUGCCUAGCAGCAAGGAUGCAAGGCUGCGGUUUGGGGUCAGAGCAACUAGAAAUUCUUUAACUUACUGUAAGACACAGGAGGAUCCAGGUUGUUGACAUAGCAGGGAAGAGCCAGGGGAAUGUGCAGCCAUGUAGUCCACCAGCAGCAGGCCACCUGGGUUCACCACACCUCAAUGGACACAGCAAAUGCCUCCCUGACCCAGGGCUCCUAGGGACUCUUGCUGCUAUGCUUGCCAGCAAAUGGCAAUCAAGGGACAGUUAGCUACUUGCCCCGACACAGGUCAGCAGCAGGGCCACAUCCCUUGCCCACAGCCCAGGACUCACACCAUAUCACACGUGGCCUUGUCUAGACCCAGUCCUGAGCAGAGGAGCCUGGUGCCCUCCCAGUCCACAGGGUCUUCCCACUGCCCCUCCUCUGCCACUGCCACAGAGCAGCAGGACCCCCACCUACCCUAGGGACUCUCACAGCUUCUGGCAAGCAGGUCUCUGGGCUGUGCCGGGGAGUCAGGCUGAGGAGCCCACAGCCUCACCUGCUGCUGUAGCUGUCAGCUGGGCCUGGUGGCCUGUGGUGGAUGGUCACCAUUAUUGAGUGAGUGGGAAUGGCCUGGCUUCAGAGAGGACUGUCACUGUGGACACCAAAAUGGCUUAACUGAGAUACAGUGAAAACAUGACAAAUAAACCGACUUUUUACAA
Messenger RNA from Meriones unguiculatus (Mongolian gerbil), 3117 nucleotides. It is a transcript of the gene Sec61a1, whose product is annotated as SEC61 translocon subunit alpha 1. The transcript has 12 exons. The coding region runs from base 152 to 1582 and encodes 476 amino acids. Gene Ontology annotation, cellular component: Sec61 translocon complex; membrane. Gene Ontology annotation, biological process: post-translational protein targeting to membrane, translocation; SRP-dependent cotranslational protein targeting to membrane, translocation. Lineage: Eukaryota; Metazoa; Chordata; Mammalia; Rodentia; Muridae. The record is from RefSeq and is a predicted model, not a curated record. Gene Ontology annotation, molecular function: transmembrane protein transporter activity; ribosome binding; signal sequence receptor activity.